This is a messenger RNA of Halteromyces radiatus, 1030 nucleotides long. RefSeq lists its product as uncharacterized. The transcript is spliced from 4 exons. The coding region runs from base 1 to 576 and encodes 191 amino acids. NCBI's taxonomy places the organism in Eukaryota, Fungi, Mucoromycota, Mucoromycetes, Mucorales, Cunninghamellaceae. The record is from RefSeq and is a predicted model, not a curated record.
AUGUCUACAUCUAAUAAUAGUAAUCCUUCUACUGAAGAUCAAGCUUUUUGGGAAGAACAACCCUAUGAUCCGGAAAUAGAAACAUCUAAUGAUGAUAGUGAAUGGUUAGACAGUUUUGAAUUUCAGUCUCUUUGGAACGAUCAAAAUUUUCAAAUAAAUGGGUUCGAUCCACUAUUGCGUUAUCCCACACUGAAUGAUCGAAUUUACCAACUGAUUUAUUAUCGACUCUUUCGAGACAAGUAUUUCUUCAUAAAGAUAGUGAUGAUGUUAAAUUAUCUUUCACGGCGUCAAGGUGAUGUCCAAUGCAGUCGUUUCUUUUCGGACAAAAGUCAAUGGACGAUGGAUUCUAUGCUUGUACAAGAAAGGAUACUAAGCUCCGUGGAUGACAUAUGGACUCAUUUUGGCAAGCAAUUCUCUGCCAAUGAUGGUGAUGAACUUUUGCUUGAACAAAUCAGAAGUCAUCCACAUAAAUGGUCAGUUGAUGAUUGGUACCAAGAUACCUAUCUUUUCCUUUUGGUGUUGGCUCCAUAUGAUGAUUUGGUGGCUCUUUUCUACAUAACGUUCUUCUUCAGUUAGACUUUUCAGAUAUGAAAAACAAUCAUAAUAAUAAAAAAAAUGAUGAUGCACCUCCUUUUUUUUGUUUAAACAAUGAUUUUAGUGACUAGAUAAAAUACUGCUGACGACAUUUCCUUACUGAACAUCUAUAAAGUUGUCAUUUUUAAUGCAGCAUGAAUAAGUUGAAGAGGAAUAUCUGAUGAUAUUACCGAAUAUGUCAAGGAUCAUGCUUGUUACAUUGAAGCCAACUAAGAUUUACAACAAUGGAUAUCAGUACGCACAGAUCUAUCUGCAUAUGUCAUCCAGGAACUGUGAUGAUGAUGAUUCGGUGGUUUUGGCAAAGAAUGCUGGUCAAGAGGGAUGCACACUUCCAAGAAGCAAGAAAAUAAUAAUAAUAAAAAAAAAAGAAAAUGAUAAGUUAUUAUGAUUGACAAAUUGAGAAUUAGACAGAGUUAUGGUAGACACUGAGUUUGUA